CUUUCUUGGUUUCUGCCCUCUGUCCGUCCCCACUGUCAUUCAUUCAUUCAUUCAUUCAUAUACUAGUCCUGCAUCCACAUCUCCUCUCCUCUCUCUCUCUCUCCCACUCUCUGGUGCCGCUUCUUGCUUGCCAUUAUUAGAUGGUCUUCCCCAGCUGAGCCUGAGAUGCGAGCGGGCUUUGCUUGAUAGAUUCCCCUCUCCGCGGCGCAGACGACCACCCGCCGGCCGCCCCUGCCGUCGCUCUGGCAGCGAUGAUGAGCUUCAAGGGCCACGACGGAUUCGGGCAGGCCUCCAAUGGUGGUGGUGGUGGAGCCUCCGUGCCAUGGUGGACGGUGUCCCAGAUGCUGUACGGGGAGCCGGGGGCCUCCUUGUCGUCGUCGCCGGAGGCGGAGCCUCGCCGGGACGCCCAGUUCCAGGUCGUGCCCAGAGCUCAGGGCAUCCUGGAUCCACUGCCGGCGCCCAAGAGCGGGGCUCCUGAGGUCCUCAAGUUCUCGGUGUUCCAAGGGAAUUUGGAGUCGGGAGGCAACAAAGGAGAGAAGCCCAUGGAGCACUCCGCCACCAUCGCACUGCAGUCGCCGCUCCCGGAAUACAACAGUCGCUUCGAAUUUGGCCCGGGUCCUUCCAUGAUGUCUUCUGGUUAUCCUUCAGCUGAGCAGUGCUAUGGCCUGCUUACCACUUACGCGAUGAAAUCUACGCCUGGUGGCCGAUUGCUCUUGCCACUGAAUGCAACAGCUGACGCGCCGAUUUACGUGAAUGCGAAGCAGUAUGAAGGCAUCCUUCGCCGCCGCCGUGCUCGUGCCAAGGUGGAGCGAGAGAAUCAGCUGGUGAAAGGAAGAAAGCCGUAUCUUCACGAAUCACGCCACCGCCACGCGAUGCGCCGGGCGAGGGGCACGGGAGGGCGCUUCCUCAACACCAAGAAGGAGGGGAAUGGCAAGGACGCUGGAGGAGGAGGCAAGAGGGCAGAGUGCGCCCCGCCCACGCGCUUCGCCACGUCUCCGAGCUCCGUCAUCCCGAGCAACCCGCACUCCCGGAGCAGCAUCUCGAGCCUCUCCGGCUCGGAGGUGUCGAGCAUGUACGACCACGACGACGUGGACCACUACAACAGCAUCGAGCACCUCCGGACGCCCUUCUUCACCCCGCUGCCGAUCAUCAUGGACGGCGAGCACGGGGCAUCCGCCCCCUUCAAGUGGGCCACGGCCGCCGACGGCUGCUGUGAGCUCCUCAAGGCGUGACUUGAGGGGGGUACACGCAGGCACCCAGAUCAAGAGCCGGCCAUGGCCGGCUCUGGCUCCGUCUGGUUGUCUGCAGGCAAAUCAUUCUUGGCUCUACUGCAUUGGGGUGUCCUUCCACGUCGCAUUACCUCUUCCCUGAGAACUCCGGUGCUGGUUCUCAGGGAUCUUGUGAUGAUGGGGCUCCCCAUAUGCCUGUAAAAUAGUAUCGGAAGCACUAGCAGUGUACUACGGGUAUGAACUCUGUGGUACUAUCAGGUAUCUGUGUCAGAACUCAGAAUAAGUAUCAAACUUCAGGGUCUUGUGGUGUAUUAUUAGGGUCUGAAACUUUGUGCCCUUGGCAAUGUACUGGGGUAAGUUGGAGUUUUUGUUUGUUUUGUUUUUGAUAAGCUUUAAGACAUUAAAUCUAUUGUGCUCGCAAUAUAUGAUUUGUAAGCUUGUCUGCAUAAUAAUUAGAAAUGUUACCGGUUUGUUUGAUAUUA
This is a messenger RNA of Triticum dicoccoides, 1711 nucleotides long. Its product is annotated as nuclear transcription factor Y subunit A-10-like. The record is from RefSeq and is a predicted model, not a curated record. Gene Ontology annotation, molecular function: DNA-binding transcription factor activity. NCBI's taxonomy places the organism in Eukaryota, Viridiplantae, Streptophyta, Magnoliopsida, Poales, Poaceae. The transcript is spliced from 6 exons. The coding region runs from base 252 to 1232 and encodes 326 amino acids. Gene Ontology annotation, biological process: regulation of DNA-templated transcription.